Messenger RNA from Fusarium redolens, 1777 nucleotides. RefSeq lists its product as uncharacterized. NCBI's taxonomy places the organism in Eukaryota, Fungi, Ascomycota, Sordariomycetes, Hypocreales, Nectriaceae. Gene Ontology annotation, molecular function: DNA binding; DNA-binding transcription factor activity, RNA polymerase II-specific; zinc ion binding. The coding region runs from base 45 to 1676 and encodes 543 amino acids. Gene Ontology annotation, biological process: regulation of DNA-templated transcription; response to xenobiotic stimulus; DNA-templated transcription. The record is from RefSeq and is a predicted model, not a curated record. The transcript has a single exon.
CCCUUACACAUCACAAUCCUUCAAUUCCCAUUGCAAUACCAAACAUGUCCACUUCUCAAGGCCGUAAGCGCUCAAGACUCGCCUGUGAAACAUGUCGGGAUUUAAAACGGAAAUGCGACGGCGCUCAGCCCUGCGGAGCCUGUGUCCGUUUUGAGUACGACUGCGUCUACAAGACUUCUUCGAACAAGAAGAGGAAGACCCAUGAGGCCUCACUUCUUCCCUCACCUCCUGUUCAUACUGAGAAGGAGUCUAGACCUUCGAGGAGUGAUCAUGCUACGUCACCAAGGCAUUUGCAGUCGCUGGAGGCGAAUUCUGGAGCGGCGUUUCUGAGAAGGUUGGCGUUGAGGUUGGAUCCUAAGAAUGCGCCGAGGAUGCACACUUUUUCAUGGAAUGCCUUUCUUGGAGCACGGAAGUCUUCCCAUGUUCCUGUUUCGAGACCGAUCACAGACCUGCUGUCCAAAGAAGAUAUGGAGAGCUUGAGUGCCGUCUACUUUCAAAAGAUGGAUCCCAUUUAUGGUUUCGUUGAUCGUGACAAUAUCUCACAGACCAUUCAAGGCAGAUGGGCUGGUUAUAUAUACGAUCAAUCUCAAGAUGCUGUUCUAUGCGGUAUAGCAGCGAUAGGAUGUUUAUUCUCUCAAGUUGAGCCUCCUCCCGUGGAGCUUGACUUGAUAGAAACAGCACGGUUCAUACUCGAGCAGAAGAUGUCCGAUGACCCAUCUGCUGCUAGUGUCACGGGUUGGCUUCUCCGAGUGGUGUAUCUGAGAAUAGCUGGAACACCACAUACAGCAUGGAUGGCCAGUUCAGUUCUUAUGCACAUGCUCGAAGCAGCGGGCCUGCAUUGUGAACCAUCACAAGAAUCAGUCCUUCCAGUAACAGAAGAAAAGGUCGACGCCGAGCUUCGGAGGCGUCUCUUUGCUGUCGCCGAGCAUCUUAACAUAUGGAUCUCUUUCGACAUGGGUCGGUCCAGAACGAUACUAUGCAAUUCAACACUGGAAAUGCCAUGUUCGAGAGAAGGAGACUAUACCCAUGAACUUAUGGAGUUGCUCCCAUAUUCAACGGAACUUGACCCCAAUAAGACGCAAGACGUUUCCGAGCUUGAGACUUCACUGUCUACCGUCUUAAGCCGAACCCAUUCUGUUCCACCAUCUAUUAUGGCACAGACCAACCUCGCUUUAUGUCUCUGCCGUCGACUUCAGUCGAUGAACACGACGUUCUCAGGAAAGGUCCUCGACCAGAUUCUCUCUAUCACAAAAACAGGCAUUGAAGCAGCUCAAGCUAUUUUAGAUGCUCGUUCACCAUGGCAUCAUAUGGCCAAUGUUCCGUUUCAAAUUAUCUGUGUUCUACUAGCCAUUGACACGGGCGAAUCAAUAGUUCAGCUCAAGGAUGCGAUGCAAUGUUUAAGUAACGUUGCUACUGUGUAUAACACCAAUGCUACGAAAGAGGCUCUCAACACGGCUUCUCUGCUUAUACUAAUGCAACAGCGGCGCAAGGAGAAAUGUGCGUCAACGUUGAGUGAUGUGCUGAAAACCUUUCCUAUCGUUUCGCUUCCAGAGACGCGAGAUGAGACUCCUGUUCAAGAUAUGGAUGAUAUGAGGUGGCUGAAUAACUUGGUUGGUGAUCUUUCCAGUUUCGACUAUGCUGAUUUGGAUCGAUUUCUCUUCCCGAACAUGUUUUGAUCAGGCAGACUUUCUGUCGUUUUUCAAUGUAAAAAUAUGAUAUCCAUGUACUCUACAGUCUUUCAACUCCCCCACUGUAUAAUCUACUUCUUUCGAUACCA